Molecule: messenger RNA, 1404 nt
Organism: Trematosphaeria pertusa
Lineage: Eukaryota; Fungi; Ascomycota; Dothideomycetes; Pleosporales; Trematosphaeriaceae
Exons: 3
Coding region: 1-933 (310 amino acids)
Molecular function (GO): RNA binding
Source: RefSeq, a predicted model, not a curated record
AUGUCGGAAUCCGCACCGACAAAAGGGUGGGCCGGGGACUAUCUGCUCAUCGCAUCCGGACAAACCAGCAAUGCACCCUACCUAGCUGAUUGGAGAAAGUUCAAGGAUCACAUGCGCAACUAUGUCAAAGAGCAGCCCGGCUGGGUUGAAGUCUACCCCGGCCGGAAUCGAGGGGUAAAGGAGUCAUGGUCCAGGUUGAAAGACCAAGGUGACGCCGAGUCGGCCUGGAAUGUGUAUUCCGCGGCAAAUGGCAUAUUGGUCCAUCUCUUUCAGACAAGCUUGACCACCCGAGACUACGAGCUGCUGAAAUGCAACUGCUCCCGGCACUUUCGCGGUGUCAGUGACCAGGCGCACUCGGCGAAAUCGGGGCUCGACAUCCACAAGAUCAAUCAGGCCUUCGGUAGAAAUUGUGCCUUUUCGGCGCCGCAGAACGUGCAAGCUCAGGCCCCGAACCCCUACGCAAGUUACCACCAAACCGCCAACUACUCCUACCAAGCUCCGCCGGCCGCGCCCCCGCAGGUGGCAGCUUACUCGCAGAACGCAGGCGGCCUCCCAGUGAACCUCGGCGGCGGCGCUAUGAUCACUGAGAGUCGUGGCGUCUUCAUUUCGGGACUUAACUACAAAGCUGGGCAUACUGAACUGGGUCAGCUGUUCGCAAGCAGGGGCCUGCGGCCAGACGAGGCAAAAGUACACAAGGACGCGAAAGGGAAGUCCAAGGGCUGGGCAACUGCAAUUUUCAAGACACCGGAGCUUGCUCGGACGGCCGUGGUCGCCCUCCACGACACAGAGCACAUGGGGAUGAAGCUUUUUGCCCGCCUAGACGCUGACGCGACCGUCAUCGCGCAGAUUGGCCCUCUAAUCGUGGACGGUUCGAAAUCGUCUGGGGUAUGUACCCGGGAAUCCCAGCAUCGUGGUAUCGCUAAUGGGACGUAGUAGUAAAGAAAGCGCGCCGGAUCUGGGGCGCUUGUGUUGCUAGCAGCACGUGUUGUCCUCGACGAUGCAGGUGGGCUUGGGCUUAGGCCAGCUGUCGCACGCACAAGGCACCUCUGCAGAUCCUGCAUGCAGCUGCCCUGUCGGUCCGCGCCGUCGGGUCGUGGGGCUUCCUCUUGGCCUUCUCGUCAUAUCUUGUUUCUCGACCACUUCAGCUUCAAUAUGGGGUCUGAAAGUCAGCGUUUCUUUCCAUUGCCUUUGGAGGAACCAACAGAGGAUGAUCAUGCGGCUUUUCCAGGAGUUUUGCUCUCUUGCUGCUUCGUCGCCGUAAUGGAGGGUGGAAAGGUGUUGGAGGCGACAGGGGUUACUAGUGUUUUGGCGUUUUGGCGUUUUGCUUUUGUAUGCAAGAAACAGCUCCUUACUGCAACCACAGUCCCAACGUUGCGUUGACGUGAUACAAAAGUCGGAAAACAC